UCCCCACCAUAACGCCAAUUAACCAAACCUCACUGCUUCCUCGCUCCCUCCAUUUCCUCCAAAAAUGGAACCCCAACACCAGCCCACCUCCUGCAAAACGGAAGACCACCACCACCACUACCUGCAAAACCCUAGCUCCUCAGGAUCCCCACACGCCACCAACCUUCCCACCCCAACCUGCUGCAAAUGCGGAGCCCCAACCCCUAUGGCCGCUCCUCCUCCCUCCUUCUCCGACAUCUCCCCUCCCCCAAACUACCGCCCAAUCCGAGCCCCCGCCAUCAACCUCCCCCAAAACCCUAAUUCCCAACAAGCCAUCAUCCUCGCCCCUGUCCCCCAACCCCUCUCUGUCCCCCAAAUUUCCCCUCCCUACCAUUUCCAAGCUUCCUCCAAGAUCAUCCAGUCCCCCGACGACCUCCGCCGCUUCCACGACUCCUUCCCCGGUAAGCACUUCCUCGGCUUCGUCGCCGCCCUCUCCGAUUCCAUUCGCGCCAAAAAAAUCUCCGACCCAUGCCACGAAUCUCCCACGAUCGCCACCAUCGUCUCCAUUCUCCAAACCCUAAUUCAGUGGGUCGACGAAAUCCCACCCACCAAGCAAGCCGCCCGAUACGGCAACGUUUCGUUCCGCUCCUGGCACGAGCGCUUGUCCCAAACCAGCGACUCCCUCAUGCUCCAGUUCCUCCCGGAGCAUCUCCACGCUUCUACGAUCGAGAUAGUCCCUUAUUUCACAGAUAGCUUUGGAAACCCUAGCAGAAUCGACUAUGGUACUGGGCACGAGACCAACUUCGCUGCUUGGCUGUACUGUCUCGCGAGAAUGGGCGUGAUUAAAGAAGAAGAUUAUCCGGCCGUUGUGGCCCGGGUUUUCGUGAAGUAUUUGGACUUGAUGAGGAAGCUGCAGUUGGUGUAUUGCUUGGAGCCGGCGGGGUCUCACGGCGUUUGGGGUCUCGACGACUACCAUUUCUUGCCGUUCAUUUUUGGGUCGUCGCAGUUGAUUGGGCACAAGUACAUGAAACCCAAGUCUAUUCACAAUGAUGAUAUAGUGGAGAAUUUUUCCAAGGAGUAUUUGUAUAUUUCGGGCAUUGAGUUUAUUAAGAAGGUGAAGAAGGGUCCGUUUUCAGAGCAUUCGCCUUUGUUGGAUGAUAUCAGUGGGGUGCCUAAUUGGAACAAAGUGAAUAGUGGGUUGCUUAAGAUGUAUAAAGCUGAGGUCUUGGAGAAGGUUCCCAUUAUGCAGCAUUUUCUCUUUGGCUGGCUAAUCAAGUGGGAGUAGAAUGUCGUGUGAGAUCUACUGGAGCAUCUGGUGUAGAAGAAGAAGUCAAUUUUGUGUCAGGUUAUAAGCCACUAUAAGAGUAACAGUUACUAGAUUGGAAAUGCAUACGUCUCCUCUUUUUUGUAUCCAUUAACUUGUUUUUGCCUUUUGCUCCUGUAAUGAAUACUGAAUAUGCAGUCUUCUUGUUGUGUUACUGCAUUUUUCUUCCUUUGAUCGUAAUAUUUCACGCUGAGUGGAAAAGUGAUCUCAAAAGAAGAAAAAGACCAAACAAAGUAGAUUAGAAUUUACUAUUUCAUUUAGAAUCUGAGCAUAUAUAUAGCUUCUUGUUCUUUGAA
Messenger RNA from Prunus dulcis (almond), 1599 nucleotides. RefSeq names its product probable serine/threonine-protein phosphatase 2A activator 1. Gene Ontology annotation, biological process: mitotic spindle organization. Gene Ontology annotation, cellular component: protein phosphatase type 2A complex; cytoplasm; nucleus. The record is from RefSeq and is a predicted model, not a curated record. Bases 65 to 1264 code for a protein of 399 amino acids. NCBI's taxonomy places the organism in Eukaryota, Viridiplantae, Streptophyta, Magnoliopsida, Rosales, Rosaceae. Gene Ontology annotation, molecular function: peptidyl-prolyl cis-trans isomerase activity; protein tyrosine phosphatase activator activity. The transcript has 2 exons.